Carassius carassius (crucian carp) is the source of this 664-nucleotide messenger RNA. Its product is annotated as coiled-coil domain-containing protein 180-like. The transcript is spliced from 6 exons. The coding region runs from base 1 to 600 and encodes 199 amino acids. The record is from RefSeq and is a predicted model, not a curated record. Lineage: Eukaryota; Metazoa; Chordata; Actinopteri; Cypriniformes; Cyprinidae.
AUGAGCACCCGAAUGAACAAGGAACACACUGGUCAGUUGUGUGCGCGUCUGAGCCAUCCAGCCUGUGAAACAGAACUGAAACACCCGGUGAAGGCUGAGGAGAAGAGACAAGCCAUCCAGAAUACCAGACAGGAAGCUCAGACCUGUGCUCUCAAAAAUGCAGAAGAAUUUGUCACUGCUCUUGCCUGGUUGGUGGAGGCCUUACUCUUUCAGUUCGACAACCUCAUAACCAUUCAAGUGGGAUAUGCUGAACAAAAGAAAGAGAUUACUACACUCAUCCGCCAGAAACAAACUGACCUCCUGCUGCAAGACAAGAGCAAUACUCUGAUGCAGAAAGGCAGCAGAACAUGGUCAGGCAUUUGUUAUUUCGGAUCCAAUGAUGACAGCUCAUUUCACAAACAAUCUCAGGAAACAGCCACCGUCACAGCUGCUAAAACCGCACUAGGGCAUCUUAAGACCAUUGAGGAGCGAGAUGCCAUGCAUGAGCACUAUGGGCAGAGGGUUCAGGAGGAGUGUGACGCUCAGGAAGGACAGCUGCAGCUGUGGCAUGACCACUGGCAGAAUCAGCUAAAAACCCUCGCUUCACUCAACUCUGAAUGACAGGGAGAUAUUUAUGAACAACAACAAUCUAAGCCAAGGUAUUAAAAACCUUCAAAGAGAAGGA